AUGGAAAAUUCAGAAUAUAAUAAAGAAUUACACUAUCAGAAAUAAGUCAGAACACUUAAAUUACCACUCAAACCCAACCUUAAAGUUUUAGAUGUCAGUGGAUUGAAACUCAAAGAUCUCUCCUUUCUUGCUGAUCAACAAGAUAUUGAAAUUUUGAUUGCAGAAUCAAAUGAAUUAACUAAUUAAUGUUUCAAAGAAAUAGCCCAUCUCAAAAAAUUGAAAAUACUUUCUCUCUAAGAGUAAAUACCAUAUAUAUUUAUACUAGCAAUCAGAUUGUUGAUGAUGCUAAUUUGAAAUUACUUGCAGAUGCACAACUAUUAGAAUUGAGAUUGUUAUUCAAUCCAAUUUGUCAAACAUAACAAUACUAUAAACUAAUUUAUAAAGCUUUGCCAAACUUAUACACCUUAGAUGAUUACGAUUAAGAUGGCUUGUAAAUACAUAGUUUAUUUUGA
Paramecium pentaurelia is the source of this 452-nucleotide messenger RNA. The record is from the annotation of a GenBank genome assembly. Lineage: Eukaryota; Ciliophora; Oligohymenophorea; Peniculida; Parameciidae.